AGACUCGCUGCGGUUACUUCCACGGUGAGACAUGGCGGAGUUUGUAGUCAGUUUUUACAGUUUUCAAAAUGCUUAAAGAGCUACAAUUCCGGCUGAGUUUUCCCCCGUAACACACCAGGGGCCAGUUUGAAGUAGCGAGGAGUUGUUUUUUAUUUAUUUUUUUCCCUCGAGAAGGACGGAGCGGCGGGCGUCGGACUGGGAGAAAAAGAAAAUGUGUUGUCAUCUUUGCUCAGUCAAUAGCCUCAGGCAACAAAUAUGGCUUCUACUUGUGUAUCCUUCUUUUCGGGUUGAAAACCGUCCCGACUGGGUUAUACGGAGCAGUUUUCAGCGGCUUGUUUGAACACUGAGAGAGACUUCGGGCUGGGAGAAGGAGGAGUAGGAGGAGGGGAAGAUGGAGCUCCAGCAUAAAGAGUUGUUGGAGAAAUGCUACCAGAACUUGGUGGAGUCCAUAACGGACGCGGACCGAGUUGUGGACGUCCUGGCUCACCGUGGGGCCCUGAGUCAGCCGGAGCUGCUGGAGUUGGGACACCAAUGCGUCUCCGGCUCCGAGAAAGUGGACCUUCUUCUAAAGAUCCUGAUGAGCAAGGACAGGGACUGCUUCGCGGAGCUUUGCGAGGCUCUGGAGGCGACGCACCCUCACCUGAACCCCCUGCUGCUGGACGGCGUUGGCCCAGUGGAUCACACCACCGGGUCCACUUACAGCGUUUUGUCCACAAUGCCAUCAGACUCGGAGAGCAGCAGCUCGCUCAGCAGCUUGGGUGAGCGUGGCAGCCCUGGUACCUCUGGUCAAGCCUCCUCCCCUCUUCCUGGCCACGUCGAUGUGCAUCAGGCAAAUGAGAAGAUGGAGACGGUGCUGUUACAGCUUCGACAAGUGACUCGUGAGAGGGAUGAACUGCUCAGACGUGUGGCCUUACCUUCUGGAAAUGCUUUUGAGGAAUGCAGACUAAACUCAAGAUCAGGUCAUGACUAUGAGCGUCUAAAGCUGCAGUGCAUGAAGGCAAUGGCGGACCUGCAGUCCCUGCAGAACCAGCACAGCACAACCCUGAAGAGGUGCGAGGAGGCUGUAAAAAAAGCUGACUUUUAUCGACGUCUAGCGAGUGACCACAACCAGCUAAAGGAAGAACUAGAGGCUGUGAGGCAACACAACAUCCAGCUGGUCAGAGAGCACAAUCAUGUGAAGCAGACCUGCGAGGAGCUCAGGAGGCUCCAUGAUGAAGAUGAAAGGGAGCUGGCUGAUAUGAAGAUGCUGCAUCAGCAGGUAAUGAGAGAAGGAUCAUCUGAUGUCUUAAACAAGCUUUAUGAAGCAGCUGUGGACAAACUGGAUGCAAUGAAGAGUGACUAUGAGGCUCUGAGGAAGCGUUACAAUGAGAAGAUAGCGAGUCACAAUGCUGAGUUGAGCCGUUUGGACCAAUUAGAGGAGGAGAAUCACAGACUGCAAAAGACCCUGGAUAUACUGUCGAAACAGAGAGAUGCUGCCAUCCACUAUCAGCAGCAGUUCUCAACGUCUGUUCAAAGGUUUGACAACACUCAACAUGAGCUUUCCAAAGCCACAGUCCAGAACUUGGAGCUCCAGCGAGAGCUUGAGCGGCUGCAGUCAGAGGCGACCCGACUUAAGACCCAGCAGUUAAAGGCUGUGAAGGACUGCGAGAAGUACAAGGAGGAGCGAGACUCUGUGAUCAGCGAGUACCGCCUGAUCAUGAGCGAGAGGGACCAGGUGAUCAAAGAGGUGGACAGGCUCCAGACGGGGCUGGAGGUGGCCGAGGCAAAGCUUAUGAACAAUUCCUCAGAGAGGCGGGUGGCCACCGAGGAGCUGGAGGCUUUACAACAAGAGUUGGCUUCAGCACUGGUGGACCGGGACCGAGCUAUCUGUGAAAAGAACGAGCUGCUGGAGAAAUACUGCCAUGAGGUAAAGGACAAGGCUGAGGCUCAGAAGGAGCUAAACCAGGCCUGCAAAGACAUUGAGAUGGUGCGUGAGGAAAGAGACGUGGCCCGCAAGGAGAGAACAGAAGCCAUCAUCCAAAGGGACCAGCUGCUACGAGAGUAUUACCAGGCCAGACAGAAACAGGAUUCUGCAACUCUGGAUAUGGAGCGAGCAAACAAAGAGAUCGAGAUUCUCAGGAAGCAGUAUGAGGCCAUUUCCCAAGAGCUCAAAGAGGCUCUUCAAGAGGCAGAGGUUGCUAAGUGUCGACGGGACUGGGCCUUUCAGGAGAGGGACAAGAUUGUGGCAGAGAGGGAGAGCAUUCGCACGUUAUGUGACAACCUUAGGCGAGAGAGAGAUCGGGCUGUAAGCGAUUUGGCUGAUGCGCUGAGGAAUUUGGAUGAUACAAGGAAGCAGAAGAACGAUGCUGUGCGAGACCUCAAAGAGCUAAAAGAAAAGUUGGAUGACCAGUUAGAGACAGAAGCCAGAUAUCGGCAGCUGAUGGCUCAUAGUUCACAUGAUUCAGCCAUAGACACAGACUCAAUAGAGUGGGAAACGGAGGUUGUAGAACUGGAAAAGCACAGAGAUAUGGAUUUGAAAGCACUUGGUUUUGAUAUUACUGAGUGUGUAAAUGAUCCAUAUUUGCCAGGAGAUUGUGGGAUAUUUGUUUCCAAAGUGGACAAAGGAAGUAUUGCAGAAGGAAGAUUGAGGGUAAACGACUGGUUGUUAAAGAUUAAUGACGUGGAUCUGACCAAUAAAGACAGAAAACAGGUGCUUAAGGCUGUGUUGAGUAGGGAGGGAGUGAUCAAUAUGGUGGUUCGAAGAAGGAAGUCACUUGGAGGACGGGUCGUCACUUCAAUCCAGAUUAACCUGGCUGGACACAAAGACUGUGGAAUCGGUUUGGAGAACGGAGUGUUUGUUGCCACUUUGGCUGCAGGAAGUCCUGCUGCCAGAGACUGUAAUCUUGCUGUUGGUGACAGACUGUUGGCUAUCAAUGGAAAUGAACUUCAUGACAAGUCCCUUUCUGAAUGCGAGUCUCUGCUGAGGACUGGUGGCAGCUCUCUAACUAUCUCUCUUAUGAAGUUCUUUUCACAGAGCUCCUCUGGACAGAAUUUAUUUGAAGCUUUGAGAGACUCUGAAAAGACGUUGCGCCUCCAAUCCAGCGAGCUUCACCCCAGGGGCUGCAGAAACUCAAAGCACAAUUGCUCAACUCAAACUGACAUUUGCAGCUGCAAGUCAGGCAGCAGGGAGGAGGAAGUAUGUAACGAUGCAUGCGAUUCACUGGAAAACAGCAGCAGCUGCACUCGUUCCCAUCACAAAUCCUUUUCUAACUGCUCCCAGGACUCCUGCUCACCUUCCAUCUCCCACAGUCUGUCAGAGCCUUAUCCAGUGCACAGCUACCAGAGGCAAGACCUCGAUUCUCGCUCCCCUACUUUUACCCCUUUGGUCUUGAACUGCAAUCCUGCGCAGCCAUCUGCAGACAGAGGGCAAAGCCCUACAGUUAAGGCCGGUGGAGGAACAUGGCCUAAAGUCAUAGCUGGAGCUUCUGUCACUGAAUGCACUCAGCUUUCCAUCUUCAAAAAACCCAAACAGAGGAAGUCUAUAUUUGACGUAAAUGCUUUCAGGAGGCCAGAGACGGCUCCUAAACUGGACUACAUGUCUCUGUCUCAAAUGUCCAAGCAUUCACCACAGAGUUCAAUGUCUGAAGCCCCUCAGACACCCCCCACACCACCCACCAGGAGUGACUCCUUUAGAUUUAAGCAUCGCCAACAGAAUAGCUCUGCGUCUGACUGCACCAUCACCACGAACACGCCGCCGGCUUCCCUGGCCCUCGCUGUAAGUCCUCAGGAUGAGGGGUUUGUAGGGAGCCAGGAAUAUUACACCAACAUUCCUUCAGGAAAAAAACAAAAGAACCUCCAGAAAUCCACAGAGGAGGAAGAGAGCCAAGGCAGGACUGACAUGCAGGCAAAACGGAGAUACCGACCCAAAUCAGCACCAGCUCUCAGACGCAACGUGACUCCGUUACACAUUCCUGUUCCCAUGCAGACUCAGUCGUUUUCUAAUGAUGAACACUCCCCUGAGCCAGUGGAUUUAUUGCGCUUCUCUCCUUUGAGAUCUAAUCGGUACAUGGUGCCAUUUGCCCCGCAGAGCCGCGGUAGCUUCGUGCCACACCAGCCACAGCGACGUGCAGCACCAUGUCCUGCAAUGACUGCUGUCAUGAGGAACCCAGUUUACACAGCAUGGAGCCAUGAGAUCCAGAACUGUCCUCCAGUUCCUAGUUCAGGCCUUGAUCAACAUACUCAAAGCCCCCAGCAUCAGGGUCUUCUCAGUUUGGACUUUGGCCACAAGCGCAAUGGACACUUGAGUGAGACGCCCUACAGCCAACCACAACACAGCACCAAGUCUUUGCCCUCUGGAGCCAGGCUGAGCUCCUCUGGUACUUUACAGUAUAGAGCAGAACGUAUAAAAAUCCCUCUGGCCCAUUACUCUCGCUCUACUGGUUCUGACAAAGGCUCUCUUUCACAUUCAGAGUGUAGCAGCCCAACGCCCCCGAUGUCUCCUGUUAACCUGGAAACAUCCUCUUUCUCCAGCAGCCAAUCGCAGAGCUCGGUUUCUUCCCAUCCUAGGAUAUCAGUCAGCCCCGCUCCUGUUGGUGACAGGAGGAAGGAUGGAUUUGUUUCUUCCUAUCCUUCUGUAACACGUCCACCAUUGAAGGCCAGGUUUCUCUGUAUAAGAAGCUUUAGACCAUUUUUAGGUGAGCCACGCAAUGUGACGGUACAAAAAGGAGCAGAACCACUUGGGAUCUCUAUUGUGAGUGGAGAGAACGGAGGAGUGUUUGUCUCCAAAGUAACACUGGGGAGUAUCGCUCACCAGGCACAUUUAGAGUAUGGAGACCAGCUGCUGGAGUUUAAUGGAAUCAACCUUCGCAACGCCAAUGAACAGCAGGCCCGGCUGGUGAUUGGACAACAGUGUGACGUGGUUACCAUUUUGGCGCAAUAUAAUCCUCACAUGUUUCAGUUGGGGAAUAACUCCAGAUCAAGUUCUCAGAUGGAGUCCAUCAGCACUCAUCUAUCUCCUGGCAUAGCUACAGUCUCAGACAAUCACGCCAUCAUCGACCCACUGAGCGAACAGGACGACGGCACAAUGACUCCUCCAUCUAGGCAGACAACUCCUGCUACAAGUCCUCAUAACUCUUUCAGAGUUCCAGGCUCGCUUUUACUGCGAGCUGCAGAGCCUCGCCUGGUAAGGCUGAAGAGGAUUGAUGCAGAGCUGGGGUUGCAGAUCUGUGGGGGAAACAUUUGUGGUAUCUUUUUGGAGAUGCUGGAUGAUGAAAGCCCAUUAAAGGGUCCUGAUGGUCUGCUACCUGGUGACCUAAUACUGGAGUACAAUGGGAUCAGCAUGAAGAAUAAAACUAAAGAAGAUGCUUACCUGGAAAUGUUGAAACCGACUGAAACGGUCAUGUUCAAGGUCCAGAACUGUGUGGAUAGCCUGGCUGACAUCAAAGCAUCACAAGGAGACGGAUUUUUCAUUAGAGCACUUUAUGAACGGGUUGCAGAAGCAGAGCAGGAGCUGAGCUUUAAAAAGGAUGACAUCCUAUAUGUUGAGGACACGCUACCAAAUGGUAACUUUGGCUACUGGAUGGCCUGGCAGCUCGAUGAAAAUGCACAGCGACUGGGGAAAGGACAGAUCCCAAGCAAAUACAUGAUGGAUCAGGAGUUUUACAGAAGACAUGGAAUGGCUGAUAUGAAAGAUGAGAAUGGAACUAAUAAGUCCAUGUCUGCUGCUGCUCGGAGGUCCUUCUUCCGUCGGAGGCUGAAGAACAAACGUAACGGCUCUAAGGAUGGGAAGGAACUGAUGGCUCUUGACAACUUAAGCACAGAUUCUCUACCCAUCCCAGAAGAUGGAGGGAACCUAAUGUACCAACGGGUUCAGAAGGUGGAUUGCUCGUCUCCCAGACCUGUGCUGAUUUUAGGUCCAUUAGUAGAGGCGUGCAAAGACCUACUUGUAACAGAGGCUCCUGCUAACUUCUGCCGCUGCCUGCCUGAAAUCAUGAAGGCAUCACAGCAGGCAAUAGAGAGAGGAGUAAAGGAUUGUGUGUUCAUCGAUUACAAACGGAGGAGCGGCCAUUUUGAUGUGACAACUGUUGCAUCAAUAAAGGAGAUCAUAGAGAAGGACUGUCACUGCUUACUUGACAUUGCUCCUUACGCCAUCGAACGUCUUCACAGCGUUCACAUCUAUCCAAUCGUCAUAUUCAUUCGCUACAAAAACGCAAAGCAAAUAAAGGAGCAGAAGGAUCCUCUCUACCUGCGGGAUAAACUCUCACAGAAACAUUCCAAGGAGCAAUUUGAAGCAGCACAGAAAAUGGAGCAGGAGUACAGCCGGUUCUUCACAGGAGUUGUCCAAGGAGGCAGUGUUUCCUCCAUCUGCACUCAGAUUCUGACCAUCGUGGAGCACGAGCAGAACAAAGUCCUCUGGAUUCCAGAUCGCGCACCAUAGAGAUUACAUCUAGAUCUCACAUUUAUGUAGCAUUUGUUUAACAGAAGGUACACUAUAAACAUCCGUUAGGGUUCACAGCUUACUUGCUUUUACAAACAUCAAGAUUGAUGAUGGUAAAGAAAAAAAAAAGCAAUAUUCCCACUACAUUAGUGAUGUACUGUGCAGCAAAUAGAUUUGUUUACAGUAGUAUUUGAUACUUGAAUGUUCUGUCCUUCCUCUGUUCUGGUAGCACUCCUGAUUUCUUAUUCUGACUAUAAAUAUUUUGGACCAGAGUGAGGAAGGUAUUCCUGAAGUGAUAGACUAGACUGUAAUGUUCAUUUCCUUCUCUGUAUUUAUAUGCAUUUUCCUCUCAUUUUAUUUAUCUAACCACAUUUUUUAAUCAUUAAGAAUAUUUUCUAUUUGUUAUUUUUUUUUUUGUAUAGGAAACAUUUCUUCCUUUUUAAAGAUCCCCCCCUUUAAUUUGUCGUGGAAAAACAUUGUGCCAGGCCAGAUUUUAUUUGUUUGUCUCGAAAAGACUGAACAAUUUAUUUCCUCUUGUGUCCUUCUGAUUCUACCAAUAUAUAUAUAUAUAUAUAUUUCUUGUCAAAUUUAAAUGCAAAGAAGGGACUAUUUUUAUUUUGAAUUUAUAGAUGGGUUUCUGUUGAACACAUUCAUGUGAUCCUGCCACAUUUUUUUCUUUUAGAUAAAAAAUUAAGAGAAGUUAAAGGUUUACCUUUCCUUAAAAAUAUUAAAAUAUGAUUGACAAACCACAAGUAUUCUGUAGUUUUACUAUAAUGUCUGCUUUAUUAUUUGAUUAACUCAAGGGGCCUUUUCAUGAAACCGUUAAAUAAUUGCCCACCAGAGGGAGCACCUUACCCCACUUUACUACAGGUGUUUACUGUGCAUAAAUACAGUGUACUUUCGGUGAAUCUCCUAAAGGAAA
Molecule: messenger RNA, 7337 nt
Organism: Cyprinodon tularosa
Lineage: Eukaryota; Metazoa; Chordata; Actinopteri; Cyprinodontiformes; Cyprinodontidae
Product: disks large homolog 5-like
Exons: 34
Coding region: 392-6415 (2007 amino acids)
Biological process (GO): regulation of apoptotic process
Molecular function (GO): protein binding
Source: RefSeq, a predicted model, not a curated record